UAAUUAGUGUUUUUUUUUUCUUGCUUAGUGGUUAAUAAAAUGACAUUGUAUCUAUAAUUGACGAUUUCUUAGAUUCAAUGAAAUAAAGAGGUACAUGUAGCAAAUUAGAAUAAUAAGUAGAUAAAUAUUGGGGAUGUGUGUUCAUUUAUUUUUUAACUAACAGGAGUGCGUAAUCAAAAUGGUCUUUUCGAAUUUUAUCUCCCUUGCUUAGAAUCAUGUGUGUUACCAGGUGUGCUUUUGCUGAUAAAAGUGCUAUCAAGUGCCUUUCCCCAAGGCAUAUAGUUGAGGACCAUAUUAGACCUGUUGAGGCAAGUACGGCCCCAUCUCAUGAUCACUAAAGGGGUCAUAGAGAACUGUGUUGCACUAGUACUGAUUUCAGUGUUGUGCAGAUUUCAUUUGGCCUUGAAACCAUCCAUUGAACUCAUUCUCUAUAACAUUUUGUCCCUGUUUAUCUUCUAAAUUCUCCUGAAUUAAUAAUAUUAAGCCAGUAAGCAUUCAAACACUGAUUGAGGCUGAUCUUCACACUGUAAUGUUUUCCCAUCUUACAGCGUUUCCUCAUCUCUUGGUGAUUAUUGUUGAUUGAUUGUUUCCAAUAUUGCAAGGUUUACUUUGUCCUCCAGAUUAUUCCCACUGACAAACAUUCUUUUUCUCAUCACUUUCAAAAGUGUUAAAAUGAUCUCUGCUUUUAUUUAUGUUGAUCCUACAUUUCUUUUUCUUUUUUUUUAAAGAUUUUAUUUAUUUGACAGAGACAGACACAGCGAGAGAGGGAACACAAGCAGGGGGAGUGGGAGAGGGAGAAGCAGACUCCCCGCCAAGCAGGGAGCCCGAUGCGGGGCUGGAUCCCAGGACCCUGGGAUCAUGACCUGAGCCGAAGGCAGACGCUUAGGACUGAGCCACCCAGGCGCCCCGAUCCUGCAUUUCUUAUUUGCACUACUUUUGUGUUUGUAAACAUGAUAAGGUUAGUCUUAUUUAAAAACUCUUCACAACUAAGCCUGAAGCUGUAGGGGCUGGAAGAGCAGGUGCUGGAGUGGCUGCCUGUGACCCCCAGUGCUAUCUGUUGGUAGCUGGUCAAGUUGAUUCUUUUGCUCUAGAGGUUUUCUUCAUGACUAAAACUGAAAACCAGAAGUUCAUAAGUAGGAGUUUUCUGUAUUCUGUUACAGAUGAAAACUCUUACGUGAUUUUGUAAUGAAAUUCUGUAUGUAAUUAAAAGUAAAGCUCUUACAUUGUUUAUAACCAUAGUGUUAAAGGAUUCUCAUACUUUUCUUUUUGCCAGUAUAACAGUGUAUAAAAUAAAAUUGCCACAUAGUACUUUAAAAUAGCACAAUAAAGCGGUUAGAGUAAAGCAGUUGGUCUUGAGAAGAAAAUAUUAACAUUUUACAACAUCCUUCUAGCAAGGUUAAUGGUGUGAGUCCAGUUUUAUUCUCUGAAUCCCAUAAAAAUAAAUCACUCAUUCUUGCUAUUUACCUGUACAAGAUGUAAUACAAAUUAGUUUUCUUUGCAUAGAGAAUAAGUAGUUAUCUUAGAUGAUAGACUAUGUUAAAGAAAUAACCUGCUUUAUUUUUAUGUCUUAGCAUUUUCGUGUAAAAAGUAUUUACCUUUUUUUCACUUGUUUCCAAGGGGCAUGUGCUUUUCACUGUAGCUGCCCAUGAGUCUUCCGUACUCAGAAGAGAAUGGAAAUGUAUGUGGGUGACUGAAUCUGACUUGAGUGAGCAUUUGUCCUGUGCAUUCACAUUCUUUCUUCAUGGGGAAAGUAAUGUAUGCACAAGUGUGGAGAUUGCCCAACACCAGCCAAUUUAUUUGAUCAAUGAAGAGCAUAUACACAUGGCUCAGUCUUCACCUGCACCAUUUCAAGUACUGGUGAGUCCUUAUGGCUUAAAUGGCACGCUCACAGGCCAAGCAUACAAGAUGUCUGACCCAGCCACCCGUAAGUUGAUCGAGGAAUGGCAGUAUUUCUACCCAAUGGUGCUGAAAAAGAAAGAAGAAUUGAAAGAAGAUGAGGAGUUGGGAUAUAAUGAUGAUUUCCCUGUGGCAGUCGAAGUAAUUGUUGGUGGUGUUCGGAUGGUUUAUCCUUCGGCAUUUGUUUUGAUCUCUCAGAAUGACAUCCCAGUUCCUCAGAGUGUUGCUGGUGCUGGAGGCCAUAUUACAGUGGGGCAGCAGGGCCUCGGUAGUGGGAAGGACCCAAGUAACUGUGGGAUGCCUCUUACCCCUCCCACCUCUCCAGAACAGGCUGUCAUAGGGGAGAGUGGAGGUACACAGAGUGCGGUCAGUCACCUGGGCUCCCAAGAUGGGGGGAUGAUAACUAUGCACAGUCCAAAGAGAUCGGGGAAGAUUCCUCCAAAACUCCACAAUCAUAUGGUCCAUCGAGUCUGGAAGGAAUGCAUCCUCAACAGAACCCAGUCCAAGAGGAGCCAAAUGUCAACUCCAACUCUUGAAGAAGAGCCUGCUAAUAAUCCUGCUACUUGGGAUUUUGUGGAUCCAACCCAAAGAGUCAGCUGUUCCUGUUCUAGGCAUAAACUUUUAAAACGUUGUGCAGUAGGACCCAAUCGACCUCCCGCAAUAUCUCAACCAGGGUUCAGUGCAGGACCAUCAUCAUCUUCAUCUUUACCACCUCCUGCGUCUAAGCACAAAACAACAGAAAGACCGGAAAAGGGAGACAAACUGCAAAAGAGACCCUUGAUACCAUUUCACCAUAGGCCCUCUGUGGCCGACGAGUUCUGUAUGGAGCAGGAUACACCAGGACAGAAGCUAGGGUUGGCAGGGAUAGACUCCUCCUUAGAGGUGUCUAGCAGUAGGAAGUAUGAUAAACAAAUGGCCGUGCCUUCCAGAAAUACAAGCAAGCAAAUGAAUCUGAAUCCUAUGGAUUCACCUCAUUCCCCUAUUUCCCCUCUGCCGCCAACACUCAGCCCUCAACCACGAGGUCAGGAAACAGAGAGUUUGGACCCGCCAUCUGUCCCUGUGAACCCAGCUCUCUAUGGAAAUGGGCUAGAACUCCAGCAGUUGUCGACUCUGGAUGACAGAACUGUCCUCGUAGGCCAAAGACUGCCUCUGAUGGCAGAGGUCAGCGAGACGGCCUUAUACUGUGGGCUCAGGCCCUCGAAUCCCGAGUCGUCAGACACGUGGUGGCACCAUUACCGCCUCCCCCCCAUUGAUGAUGCUGAGUUCCGGCCCCCAGAGCUCCAGGGCGACAGAUGUGAUGCCAAAAUGGAGGUAAACUCAGAGAGCACUGCGUUGCAAAGACUCUUAGCACAACCUAACAAACGGUUUAAAAUCUGGCAAGAAAAGCCACCCCAGAUGCAGCCACUCCACUUCCUUGAGCCAUUGCCUCUAGCUCAACAACCUGGAGACAGUUUGGGAGAAGUCAAUGAUCCAUAUACCUUUGAGGAUGGCGACAUAAAAUACAUCUUUACAGCAAACAAGAAAUGCAAACAAGGGACGGAGAAAGAUUCCCUGAAAAAGAAUAAGUCAGAGGAUGGAUUUGGUACCAAGGAUGUCACUACACCAGGUCAUUCCACGCCGGUGCCUGAUGGGAAAAAUGCCAUGUCUAUUUUCAGUUCUGCUACUAAAACAGAUGUCCGGCAGGAUAAUGCUGCUGGCAGAGCUGGCUCCAGUAGCCUUACACAGGUGACAGACCUGGCACCUUCCCUGCAUGACUUAGACAACAUCUUUGACAAUUCCGAUGAUGACGAACUUGGGGCUGUAUCACCUGCGCUGCGUUCAUCAAAAAUGCCUGCAGUUGGGGCAGAAGACCGACCUCUUGGGAAGGAUGGAAGAGCUGCUGUUCCUUACCCACCAACAGUUGCAGACUUGCAAAGGAUGUUCCCCACUCCUCCUUCCUUGGAACAGCACCCUGCAUUUUCUCCUGUAAUGAAUUAUAAAGAUGGAAUCAGUUCAGAGACAGUGACAGCAUUAGGCAUGAUGGAGAGCCCUAUGGUCAGUAUGGUUUCAACACAGCUCACUGAAUUCAAAAUGGAAGUAGAAGAUGGAUUAGGAAGUCCCAAGCCAGAGGAAGUAAAGGACUUUUCAUAUGUGCACAAAGUUCCAACCUUUCAACCUUUUAUGGGAUCCUCCAUGUUUGCUCCACUGAAGAUGUUGCCGAGCCAAUGCCUGCUACCUCUGAAGAUCCCUGACGCCUGUCUGUUUCGGCCUUCGUGGGCAAUCCCUCCGAAAAUUGAACAACUGCCCAUGCCGCCUGCAGCCAUUUUCAAUAGAGAUGGCUACAAUAAUGUGCCUAGUGUCGGGAGCCUAGCAGACCCAGACUACCUGAAUACACCACAGAUGAACACUCCGGUGACGCUGAACAGCGCUGCCCCAGCCAGCAACAGUGGAGCAGGAGUUUUGCCAUCUCCAGCAACCCCUCGCUUCUCUGUCCCCACACCACGAACCCCCAGGACCCCAAGAACUCCCAGAGGUGGGGGCACUGCCAGUGGGCAAGGGUCGGUUAAAUAUGAUAGCACCGAUCAGGGGUCACCAGCCUCCACCCCCUCUACCACGCGGCCCCUUAACUCUGUGGAGCCUGCCACCAUGCAGCCCAUUCCUGAGGCCCACAGUCUCUACGUCACCCUGAUUCUCUCAGAUUCUGUGAUGAAUAUCUUUAAGGACAGAAACUUCGACAGCUGUUGCAUCUGUGCCUGCAACAUGAACAUCAAAGGGGCCGACGUCGGGCUCUACAUCCCCGAUUCUUCCAACGAGGACCAGUAUCGCUGUACCUGUGGGUUUAGUGCGAUCAUGAAUCGCAAACUUGGCUACAAUUCGGGACUCUUCCUGGAAGAUGAGUUGGAUAUUUUUGGGAAGAAUUCUGAUAUUGGUCAGGCUGCGGAGAGGCGCUUAAUGAUGUGUCAGACUACCUUCCUCCCUCAGAUGGAGGGAGCCAGAAAGUCCCAGGAGCCGCCUAUAAGCCUCCUCCUCCUCCUCCAGAAUCAACAUACACAACCUUUUGCUUCUCUGAGUUUCCUGGACUACAUUUCCUCUAACAGUCGCCAGACUCUUCCCUGUGUAAGCUGGAGUUAUGACCGGGUGCAAGCAGAUAACAACGAUUACUGGACGGAAUGCUUUAAUGCCUUGGAGCAGGGCCGCCAGUAUGUGGAUAAUCCCACGGGUGGAAAAGUAGAUGAAGCUCUGGUGAGAAGUGCCACUGUGCACUCUUGGCCUCACAGCAAUGUGCUAGACAUCAGCAUGCUCUCCUCCCAAGAUGUGGUCCGCAUGCUGUUGUCACUGCAGCCCUUUCUCCAAGAUGCCAUCCAAAAGAAGCGCACGGGCAGGACCUGGGAGAACAUACAGCAUGUGCAGGGACCACUGACCUGGCAGCAGUUCCACAAAAUGGCAGGACGGGGAACCUAUGGUUCAGAAGAAUCUCCUGAGCCGUUGCCCAUUCCCACUCUGCUGGUAGGCUAUGACAAAGACUUCCUCACCAUCUCACCAUUCUCUUUGCCAUUUUGGGAGAGGCUGUUGUUGGACCCAUAUGGGGGCCACCGUGAUGUUGCCUAUAUUGUGGUGUGUCCAGAAAAUGAGGCCUUGCUCGAAGGAGCCAAAACUUUUUUCAGGGACUUGAGCGCUGUAUAUGAGAUGUGUAGGCUUGGGCAGCACAAGCCCAUCUGCAAAGUGCUACGAGAUGGAAUCAUGCGCGUGGGAAAGACCGUGGCCCAGAAGCUGACUGACGAGCUUGUGAGCGAGUGGUUCAACCAGCCGUGGAGCAGUGAGGAGAAUGACAAUCAUUCCAGACUCAAACUUUAUGCGCAAGUUUGCCGCCAUCACCUAGCACCUUAUCUAGCCACUCUGCAGCUCGAUAGCAGCUUGUUGAUACCACCUAAGUACCAGUCCCCACCAGCAGCAGCACAGGGACAAGCUACACCUGGGAACGCUGGGCCUCUGGCUUCAAAUUCAGGAUCAGCAGCACCCUCAACUGGCAGUGCAUUCAAUCCCACCUCGAACAGCAGUUCCGGGAACCCUGCAGCAAGUAGCUCCGCAUCUGGUUCCUCUGUGCCACCCGUCUCAUCAUCUGCCCCUGCUCCCGUUAUUAACCAGAUCAGCACUACCUCUUCUUCAGGAUUCAGUGCUGGUGUUGGAGGGCAGAACCCCAGCACUGGGGCCAGUUCUGCAGAUAGAACGCAAGGGAACGUAGGCUGUGGUGGAGACACUGAGCCUGGGCAGAGCUCCUCUCAGCCCUCUCAGGAUGGACAAGAAAGUGUCACAGAACGAGAGAGAAUAGGAAUUCCCACUGAGCCUGACUCUGCAGACAGCCAGGCCUAUCCUCCAGCUGUUGUCAUUUACAUGGUGGACCCCUUCACUUACACUGCAGACGAAGACUCCACUUCUGGAAACUUUUGGCUGUUGAGUUUGAUGCGCUGCUACACAGAGAUGCUAGAUAAUUUACCUGAGCAUAUGAGAAAUUCUUUCAUUCUCCAGAUCGUGCCUUGCCAGUACAUGCUGCAGACAAUGAAGGACGAGCAGGUGUUCUACAUUCAGUACUUGAAGUCCAUGGCGUUUUCCGUGUACUGUCAGUGCCGGCGACCGCUGCCCACACAGAUCCACAUUAAGUCCCUCACGGGGUUCGGGCCUGCCGCCAGCAUCGAGAUGACCCUCAAGAACCCAGAGCGACCCAGCCCAAUCCAGCUUUAUUCCCCUCCUUUUAUAUUGGCCCCAAUCAAAGACAAGCAGACGGAGCUGGGAGAGACAUUUGGGGAGGCGAGCCAGAAAUACAACGUGCUCUUUGUGGGCUACUGUCUGUCUCAUGACCAGCGCUGGCUUUUGGCUUCCUGCACUGACCUCCAUGGGGAAUUAUUAGAAACUUGUAUUGUAAAUAUUGCUUUACCAAACAGAUCACGGAGGAGUAAAGUAUCUGCACGUAAAAUUGGACUACAGAAGUUAUGGGAGUGGUGCAUCGGUAUUGUCCAAAUGACAUCUCUACCCUGGAGAGUUGUAAUCGGCCGACUUGGGCGGCUUGGCCAUGGGGAGCUUAAAGAUUGGAGUAUCCUCCUUGGAGAAUGUUCACUACAGACAAUCAGCAAACGGCUCAAGGACGUGUGCCGCAUGUGUGGAAUCUCUGCCGCAGACUCUCCUUCAAUCCUUAGUGCCUGCCUGGUUGCCAUGGAGCCCCAGGGGUCCUUCGUAGUGAUGCCAGAUGCCGUCACAAUGGGUUCUGUUUUUGGCCGAAGUACCGCUCUGAACAUGCAGUCAUCUCAGCUGAACACCCCUCAAGAUGCUUCCUGUACACACAUCUUGGUGUUCCCAACAUCGUCAACCAUCCAGGUGGCUCCAGCCAACUAUCCCAAUGAAGAUGGGUUUAGCCCCAACAAUGAUGACAUGUUUGUUGACCUUCCAUUCCCAGAUGAUAUGGACAAUGACAUUGGCAUAUUAAUGACUGGGAACCUCCAUUCCUCUCCCAACUCCUCCCCAGUUCCUUCCCCAGGCUCUCCUUCUGGAAUUGGUGUGGGCUCUCACUUCCAGCACAGUCGGAGUCAGGGUGAGCGUCUUCUCUCUAGAGAGGCACCUGAGGAGCUGAAGCAGCAGCCUCUGGCCCUCGGGUAUUUUGUGUCAACUGCCAAAGCGGAGAAUCUCCCCCAGUGGUUUUGGUCAUCGUGUCCCCAAGCUCAGAAUCAGUGCCCCCUCUUCCUAAAGGCUUCGCUGCAUCACCACAUUUCUGUAGCACAGACGGACGAACUUCUCCCUGCCAGGAAUUCUCAACGGGUUCCACAUCCUCUUGACUCCAAAACCACAUCUGAUGUUUUAAGGUUUGUUUUGGAGCAGUACAACGCCCUGUCCUGGCUCACGUGCAGUCCGGCCACCCAGGACCGCACCUCCUGCCUUCCCGUCCACUUUGUGGUGCUCACCCAGCUGUACAAUGCCAUCAUGAAUAUACUUUAAUUGGAAAAGCACUUGUUCUCUCUGGCUCAGUUCCGCCUCCCUGCAACCUCAGCCCAAGAAACCUGCUACACUCUGCAAAUGCCCCACGUCCUCUUCUUGAGACCACUCUCCACAGUCCUGCACUGUGAUUACUCCUCAGCAGGCACAUGUCAUUUCUGCAGUGUUCAGUACCAGAGGGAUUCACUGACACUUCUCUCAUGGACCUGGAAACUUCCAAUAAGCAGUGACUUUUAGCCAGUGUUACGGUGUGUGCAGCCCCAAACCACUGGUCCACAGGAAGUUUUUUAUUGUUGGUUUUUAAGAGGGAAACAGAAGAGACGGUAUCCUUUUGCACAAGAGUCUGUGUUUCCAGUCUCUGUUUAGAAACAAGGGCAGUUUAGCCCGUUUGGAUGAAAUCCUCUAGUUAUUGGUGUAUGGCCUGUGGGUUACCCGAACUCCAUAAUCUGGGACUUUUUAAAAAUAAGAACCAGCUCAAGUAUAUGACUUCAUAACGGGCUUUCUGUCUCCCUAGUGCUCCCAUCUAGAUUGGCAUGAAUGCUUUGGUUGACUUCAUACCUGUGUGUAGAUACAAAAGGUCUGGAGACAUCUUCAUUUUGUUUAUUUAUUUUAAGUUGUUUUGUCAUGUGUUUUUGUGACUUUCUUUUGAUUUUUUUUUUUAAUUCGUGAGGACCAGGUACAGUAGCUGAAACCCAACUCAGAUCCACCAUAGGAUUCUUUGACUACAUACCUCUGUCCUAGAAGCUGGAAAAGGAGUGAAAACAGAUUGGGGAGAUAUGCCUAAAAAGUAAUAUAUUCAAAACCACCCAGCAGUAGGCUUUAUUAUUAAGAACAAACUGGGUAAACAUUCUGCCAUGUUUCUUAUUAAAAGUGGCCAGCGUUUCAUGAAGGAUAACAUUUUUAUACAGAAGGCAGGCAGUCAAGCUCAACCCAGAGCCAUGGAGGCAAGUACCUUCAUUAGUUUUAUAUAGUCACAACGGAAAUAUAUUUUCUAGUGAAUUCUUAUUGAAAGCCAGGUCUCUCCUCUCAUUAGAUCAAAAGGGACUCAUGUACAUAUCAUAAUUGAAAGUGUUUGCUCAUAAAAUCAGUUAUAAAUAUGGUGACUUUUUUCUGGACCAUAGGAAUAUUAUUUCAAAGAAAUAUUACAACUUAACCAUUAAAUUAGUACUUGAAGUUGAGCCUUUGUGGUGGGACUUUUUAAAAAAAAAAUAAUAAUGCCUUUUUAAAGCAUUAAUGGCUAAUUGAAGUAUUUUAUGACUCCUCAUUCCAGGCCCAAGAGGGUUGUCUUUAAGACCCCGUUUCUGACCCUGACGUCACAGCACGUUUCUGCACGUUUCUGUCUUGAGGGCAGUGGGCGUGGGCUUGCCUCCCGCAAGCCACUUUGGUCAGGCUGUUGAGCUCUAGUCAUCUGUGGAGAGAAUCAUGCAAAUUUUAAAGUUCUUCCAAGAGACUUCCAUAUCCUGGUUAUUAACAAAAAAACAAAAAAAAAACAAAAAAAAAAAGGAAAAAUGUAAUAACUGAUAUGAUUUUGUAAAAGUAUUUUUCUUGAAAUAAUCUAACGUUUAAAACAUUAUAUUAAAAAAAAAGUUGUGUGGUGGGAAUAUGUAAGCAGAGAAAUAACUUGUAAAUGGAUAAUUUUAUUCUCUGUACCACCAAUUGAGGGGGGGGGUGACUUUCGCAAUGUAUAGGUUAAAAAAAAAAAUCUGAUAUAUCAAACCAUUUGUAUCUAAUGUGUACAGUGUAAAAUUGACUUUAAAAAUAUUGCAGUGCUAUUUUUUCUUAAUCAGAAAGGAAAAAUUCUCAAGGCCUUUUGAAGAGCAUAAGAUGAUGAAGAUUGUAAACUUGUAUAAAAUUAUCUUGGUGAGAAGACAAAUUGUAAAGUAGAUAUUUGUAAUCUUUUACCACUUUGGGGUUGCUUUUUUUCCCAGAAUUCAUCAGAACUUUGAAUUUUUUUUUUUUUUUUUAAUAUGGGCUGUUUUUAAUGCAGGGGCUUUUCUUCCCUAGAAACCCAAUUCUAAGCAAAAAAAGAAAAAAAACACAAAAAAUAAAAAACCCCUACAAAAAUUAAAAAAAAAAAAGGCAGCAAAGGGUAGUUUUCAUCUGGUGUCUUUUAUUUAAGUUUUUUAAGUUAAGAAAAGCUGGUGACAUAUUUAUACGUUUUUGUGCAAAAAUAAAUGAAUGGCAAUAGAUUUUAAAAAAUCUUAUUAUGUACUUCUGUGUGAAAAAGUCUGUAUAAUAUUUCCCUUAAAUAUGCAUUAUUUUACUUGUGAGUUUUUUACUGAAUUAAUCUGAAAUGUACAAGCCCUGGAUUUGCUACAGAGUGAGAAGUUAUUUUAUUUUUUUUUUUAUUUUUAAUUUUGGAAAUUCUGCAAAAAUCAGAACUCUUACCAUGGUUUGAACUAAAAAGGGGAAACGGGGAGGGGAGAGGGGUGGGAUUGUCCAGCAUGCUUGUAUGUAUAUUUCAGAACCUUUUUUAAAUGUAAAAGCUGUACAUUUCUGGGAAGUUCUGAAUUUCUUUUGUUUCCUUUUUUCCUUCAAGCAUUUUGCAGUGAGCUUCUUUUAUAUAUAGCAAACAAUUUGAAAGAAUACAAAAAUAUGUGAAGUUCAUUUAAAACUACAGUAUAGCGCUGGUACAGUACACUAAAGACUUUGAUAAAAAGAAACAAUACUAAAAGGCCUCCAUUUUAAAUGUCAUUCAUAUAUACCUUGUGAAUGAGAGCUAUAUACUUUUACACACUUUUUUAGAGGAAUAAAUUAUUGAAUUACUGAAACUUUGAGUGGCUUUUUUCCCCUCCCAUCCUGUCUUUGUAAUAAAAUUAUCUACACCUAUUCAGAAGGUGUAUGUAUAAUGUAUUGAACAUUCCUUGGCUGGGAGCCAGGCUCUACCUUCCAGAGUAACCCCCCCCCCCCCAAACAACAGUUGUUCUCAGAUGGUGUUCCCAUGCUCCAGGGUACUCAUGCAUUCCCAGAUCCGUGCUGAGAGCCUGCACACACACAACACUGAAGUAGGAGCCCUGGUGUUUAGUUCUAUAACUGUUCGAGUAGAUCAGAUCUGUGUCCCCCACAGAUUGUGGUCAAUCCUAGAACAAAUUACAGGUCUGUUUUCCACUUCCUUUCUCAUCACGGUCUGGACCAGUUUCUUUUUGAUGUUCCUUAGAAACAACAGACCUGUCUUUGCUCUCUGCCCUGUUCGCAGGCUGGUGACAGUAGGAUGCCAUCCAGCACAGCAGGUACAAGCGAGAUGUCGUUCCCCUUGGGUCCAGCCGCUAGGGAAAACCACGUGCUCUUAGGGGCAGAAUCUCUUGCUAAAAUGGUAAGCCGCCAGGACGUGGCAGAGCUUACAGUCAAACUUUGGCUAAAUCUCGAAAGACCUUGCUUUUAACCUUCCUGCAUCUAUUUAGAAAUAUGCAUUACUCUGAAUUUAACAUUGUCUGAACCUAGAGGUAAAGCUGUUGAGACUGCUCAGCCGCGGUUAUUUUAUCUGCAAAUGAAGGAUGAGCGUGAGUCUGUGAGAAAUGUUUUGCAAAUGGUAACGCUGUUACCAUGUUAUUGUAAUUGUACCAUUGAAGAAGGGGAACAGCGAGGCCACAUUUCGAUUAGAAGACCAUUUUGGCCUCUGCCUCAUCCCUCACCACGGCACUGUUCGUCAUGUUGCUUGCCAAAAGCAUUAUGAACCACAUAGUCCCUGGAUCCAUUGUAAUCAGGUCAGUCCAGUGAUUCUUGUGUCCCCUUAAUAAUCAGAACUAGAUGGCGUUCUUACCAGUGUUUCUUAGCUUAGAUACUUAGCUCAUACAUCGGGUGGGACUUGACCCAACGGUUUGUGAACCUUGCUUUCAUAACCACUGGCUGCACCAAUUUGGCGACCUUAGCUAAAUCUCUUUGAGGCAGGAGAAGGUAUUUGUUGAGUGCAUUUAAACAUUUUGCAAAUCAGGUGAAGACAGAGCUGACCAGGCGCUCGGGAGCCAUCAGCCUCCAGCCAUUCACUUCGCUCCGAUUCUGCAUAACACCAGUUUACCCCCUCCGGUGAUGCCACGGCACCGAGUCCUGUUUCCGCUCUUCAGGGACGUGUGGGGCAAGGGAUUUGUUCCCGACAGUUAUCAAGGAGCUCAAAAAGUUUUUGUGUAAAAAGUGCAGUUUGUCAAUAGAAGUUUUUAAAAGCAGACUUCUCUCAUAAGACUGAAUGCUGAAGCAGGAGCUACCUACUGAAAAUUGUCCUUGGCCGCUUGUCAUUUAUGCAACACAAGCCAUGGCGUAAAGAACGUUUUGGGGUUUUUUUCACUUUUGAAUCCACCACAUGCUAAAAUCCUACCAAAAUGCAAUUUUAAUGUAUCACCAGGUUCUCUUGGUGUUAGAUGAUUUGCUUGUUUACAUCCCCUUGACAACAAGGCCACUUUGACAGUAAUUAUUUCAUGCCAUCAAUACCUAAUGAGACACCCUAAGAAAAUUCUGUUGUGCCAGAUCACAGUGUGGUUGUAUCGAUGGCCCUGGGCAUCCUACUCCACUUGGAACCAGAUUUACCAGUCUUCUGCUACUUCAAUUGAAAAUUUCAGGUCAAGUUUCCAAAAUGAUUUUUUUGACACUUCCUGCUUCUGGCUAGAACUCCAAAGUAAUGAAGCAGGUAAGAAAUAGAAGUUGAUGAGGAAGAAAGGUUCACCUCCAGGGUGGAGCUUGGGUAUGACUGAAGUAUUGAUUUUUCUCUGUAAAAGGUUAUUUCCUCAAUAAGCAUUAGUUACCAGGUGAUAAAAAGGCACAGACAACACGGGGUUCUGUCUCACUUUUUUAAUUUAUUUUUUUUAAACAAGCAGGGAAGUGAGAAAAAGCACAUGCUUUGUUUUAAUAAUCUGCUAAAAACUGCAUUUGUCUGGGCUGUUACUCCAUGCUGUUCAUUUAUAGGUGUCAAAGCAAGUGUGUCUGAAGAGUGCUUAACAUCACCCGCUGCUCAGAACAGGCAAACGCGUACAAACGAGCAGCACUUGGUGUGCCUUGCCUGCUGCUAUUUUAUGCUUUCAUUGCCUUUAUUAGCAGAUUAGGCACGUUGCAAUCUACCUGUUUCAGAAAGCCAGGCAAUCUUCAGGAAAAUGGGCCACGCCAGAGCUAAGAGUAGAGGGCUGACAGAAGGCAAAAUGUGUGCCCUGGGGGAAAAUCAAUUUAAUUUAACAUGUACGAUAGUACUUCUUGUCUUAUUUAACUUGAGCUUGAACAUCUUUCAAUAAACAUUUUGUCAGCUUCUCUUAUUUAAAUCUUUGUUCACUUAGAGGUCUUGAUGUUACUAAUUUAUACGCACUGUUGACAUAAAUAACUUCCUGUCUGCUCUCGUGCGUGUGAGUUCUCAUUCUAGAAGAGAUAAUGAUCAGAUAGUCACAUACACACACAUACACCAGUUUUUGUUCUGUUGAUCUCUCCACAAAGCUUAUGGAGGUCUAGGGAGGUCAAGUGUGCCUCACAGGAUGAAUUUGAUGCCCUUCCAGUCAUUUUUUGUGACACAGGAACGUUGACCUCACAUGACAACUCCGUUGGGCUGAGAGUAGGCACCCAGGGAACGUUAGCUGAACACAGACUGUUGAAAGAGUGGACUCCACCUCAAAAAUCGGAAAUAAUUUUACAAGCAAAUUCAUCACAUCUCGAUGCCUUUUUGGAGAGCAGAAAAUACAUCUUUUAUAUAUUAGAAAAAACAGGAACUUCCUUUUUUUGGUGGUUGAUUUAGGUUUUCUAUUUCCUCUGUCAAUUUUGGUAAUUUGGAUUUUUAUAGGGGAAAAAAAAAGGAGUUUUCCCAAUGUAUUAGUAUGCAAUUGUGCGGAGUACUCCCUUAAUUCUGAACAUGUUGUUUUUGGUCACAUACGUUCCUUCUCAUUUCUAACAAUAUUGAUGCCGGGUUUCUCUCCUUGAUUUAUUUUCUAGCAGUGUGCUGUUUCUUAGUUUUGUUUGAUUUUUUUCCCCAAAGAAACAGCUCACGGAUUUAACAAUUCUGCUGUUUUUAUCCUGGCUUUUAUCUUGCUGUACAUUUUCCCAGUUUCCUUGAGGGUUGUUUAAUUUUCCUUGAAUCUUAAUUGCCUGCUUAGUUAAUUUAUUUUCACUUUGAUGACACUUUAUAGCCUGGGGGCUUCUGGAUGCGGGUGGCCCUCCUCAAAUGAUACGCAGAAGUCUUCGUGUGUGUGCAUUUUUCUAGGGAGAGGGUCUGUUGCAUCCCACCCUAGAGGUGUCAGACCCUGAAAGGGGUAAAAUGACUGACCUGGGACUGUGUUAAAGCUGAUUGCAUCCUGCAGGUGUUGAUGUUGAUGUUUAGCAUUUUCAUUUUUAUUUUUAGAUUUUUAGUUCCUCAUUUCCUUUUUUUUUUUUUUUAAAUAAAGGAAAGUUCCCUUUGGAUUUAAAGUCCCUUGGACUCUAAUUUUCUCUUACUGCAAUGCGAUCUAGUAAUGAUUGGUUCUUACAAACAUUCUCUGGAACCUUCAAAACAGUAUUUAUUGUACCUUCACAGCACAUCUAAAUCUGGAAGCUAAAUUUUCGAUGGUUAAAGUAAAACGUAGUUCUACCAAAUAAUAAAGUUGCAUUUAACAGAAAAAAAUUUCUAAUUGAAUUUUAACUAAAAUGAGUUCAAUUAAAAUUCAAUUAAACUUUAAAAAUUAGUUCCUCAGCCAUGCUUACUGCAUCUCAGAGUGUUAGUCACACGGGCGUCCUAUCGGAAGUGCGGCGCUAGGCAUUAAGAUUUGAAACCAAUUAAUUCUAUCCUGGGUGUAUUUUCUGUUUCUUCUAUGCCCCUGUCAAGACCUCAGACUCUGUCCUAGGCAGGUAGCAGGAGUUAAAAUUUCCCACUGCAAUUUUGGGCUGUCCUUUUUUCUUUUGUACUACAUUAUCGGUGCAGAAAGUUUUAUGAUGUAUUUUGUAAUGUAAUUUAUCUCUGUAUCCUGGCCCUUUGUAAUACUUUUUGCUUUAAAUUAUCCUUUGAUAUUAAUUUUGCCACCCCUGUGUCCUUUUAUUAGAAUUCUGGUGUUAUAUCUUUGACCAGCCAUUUAUUUUGAACCUUUGUCAUUUUGUGUUAGGUGUUCUUCAUACACAUUGUUGCAUUUUAUUUCUUAACAGAAUAAUCAUUUCAUUUCAAUAGGGUGAUUUUUACCAUUUGCAUUUCCUGUUCCGUGUUACAUUUUGACUUGUCAGCCAAUUCUUAUGAAAAUACACAUAUUUAUUUGCUUUUA
Messenger RNA from Mirounga angustirostris (Northern elephant seal), 15047 nucleotides. RefSeq names its product mediator complex subunit 13L (gene MED13L). The transcript has 28 exons. Gene Ontology annotation, biological process: regulation of transcription by RNA polymerase II. Gene Ontology annotation, molecular function: transcription coregulator activity. The coding region runs from base 1681 to 7860 and encodes 2059 amino acids. The record is from RefSeq and is a predicted model, not a curated record. Gene Ontology annotation, cellular component: mediator complex. Lineage: Eukaryota; Metazoa; Chordata; Mammalia; Carnivora; Phocidae.